Messenger RNA from Leishmania braziliensis MHOM/BR/75/M2904, 375 nucleotides. RefSeq lists its product as hypothetical. Bases 1 to 375 code for a protein of 124 amino acids. The transcript has a single exon. The record is from RefSeq and is a predicted model, not a curated record. Lineage: Eukaryota; Euglenozoa; Kinetoplastea; Trypanosomatida; Trypanosomatidae.
AUGUUCGGCCGCCGUGUCUUUGCAAGCGCGCCGCUCCCGCGUUAUAUGUGGCCGAAGAUGCACAUUCAGAACGAGACCCAGGCGCGGCGCACGCUGCCCUCUUUUACUCCUCUUGCCGUGGCAGGCGGAACGCGCAGCAUCUUCUGCUCUGGGCUCGCCUUCAACGCGCUCUGCCGCAGCAGUGCGUCGCUUGGUGGAGAAGAGGGUCUAGUGAGCCCGGAUGGAAAGCUUGUCUCAGCCGAAGUCGCGGCUGCGUGCGCAGAGUGGUGCGCGCAGGCCCUUCGCACCACCAUAUUGCCAAUACACCACUUAGCAGCCAGCUCUCCGCAUUCCAAGUGUCUGACCUGGCAGACAAAAAAAAAAGUGACACUCUAA